UGUCUCAUUUACUGUCUACCUUUUCUUUUUCUCUCUCCCUUUCAACAGCCAAUUGUUUUGCGAGAAUUGCGAUUAUUAGAGAAAAUUUUCUCUUAUUUCUGAUGUUCAAUCAACAAGUAACUAUUUAAACCUUGUGAGUUGAUUAAACAACUACAUUUACAUUGUACUAUUAAAACCCAAGUUUUACUGUUAAUCUCCAAUUAACCAGUGUUUAUUCCAACAGUUGUGUUUCCAGUUAAUCAUGUCUGAUACUCGGGAUCCUGCCAGUGAUCAAUUGGCCAAUUACAAACAACUUUCGCAGCCUAAGCCUCAUGUAUUGACAAAUCUUGAGGGAUGUCCUGUUGGUGAUAAAUUCAAUUCAAUGACUGUCGGUCCUAGAGGUCCGAUUGUCCUUCAAGACAUUAAACUGAUUGAAGAACUGGCUUCUUUUGAUCGUGAGCGUAUUCCAGAGCGUGUUGUUCAUGCUAAAGGUGCUGGUGCUUUUGGUUAUUUUGAAGUAACUUCAGACGAGAUAAAAAAAUAUUGCAGAGCUGCAAUUUUCAAAGAUGUUGGUAAGCAAACCCAGCUAGUUGUACGUUUUUCAACUGUUGGUGGGGAAUCUGGUUCAGCAGAUACAGCUCGUGAUCCCAGAGGCUUUGCUAUUAAAUUUUACACUGAAGAAGGAAAUUGGGAUCUUGUUGGAAACAACACUCCAAUCUUCUUCAUUCGUGAUCCAAUACAUUUCCCCUCUUUCAUCCAUACCCAGAAAAGGAAUCCUCAAACUCAUUUGAAAGAUGCUGAUAUGUUCUGGGACUUCUUGAGCCAAAGACCAGAAUCUAUGCAUCAAGUUAGUUUCUUGUUUUCUGAUCGAGGAACUCCUGAUGGUUAUCGUCAUAUGAAUGGCUAUGGAUCACACACAUUCAAGUUGGUUAAUGCUGAGGGUGAAGCUGUUUGGGCCAAGUUUCACCUCAAACCCACUCAGGGAAUUAAAAAUCUAGACGCUAAACGAGCAGAUAAAUUAGCUGGCAAAGACCCAGACUAUUCUAUUCGAGAUUUGUAUAAUGCAAUCUCAUCUGGCGAUUUCCCUUCAUGGAUAUUUUAUGUUCAAAUUAUGACCUUUGAACAAGCUAAAAACUUUAAAUUCAACCCAUUCGAUCUAACUAAGGUUUGGUCUCACAAAGAGUUUCCCUUGAUUGAGGUUGGUAAAGUUGUUCUCAACAAAAAUCCUAACAAUUAUUUUGCUGAAGUGGAACAAUCAGCUUUCUCGCCAGCUAAUUUGGUUCCAGGAAUUGAACCUUCUCCUGAUAAAAUGCUCCAAGCAAGAUUAUUCUCUUACCCUGAUACCCAUCGUCAUAGACUUGGAGCCAAUUAUCACAUGAUUCCGGUCAACAAAGCUCGAUGUCCCGUUUAUGCUUUGAGCCAUCGGGACGGUCCAAUGUGUGUUGAUGGUAAUCUUGGUGGAAUGCCAAAUUACCUUCCCAACUCGUUUGUUAACAUCAAAGCAAACCCAGUUUAUAAGGAGUGUCCAUACUCAGCUGAGCAUUUCAUUGGUGAUAUGGAUCGAUAUGAAUCGGGAAAUGAUGACAAUGUUACCCAAGUUCGUGAAUUUUGGCGAAAUGUGCUCAAUGAGGAUGAAAAAAAUCGAUUAGCAUCAAAUAUGGGAGGUCACCUUAAAGAUGCACAACAAUUUAUUCAAUUGCGAGUCAUCGAUUUAUUGAAAUCUAUUGAUGAGGACUAUGCUUCACGAGUCCAAAAAGUUAUUGCAAGCUACAAUAAGAGUCACCUUUAAUUCCUGGAUUGCAUGCAAAUUUUUACUUGGACUUAAGUUAAUUGGGCAAGUCGACUCUGGUUUUUGAUUGGGUAUUAAAUUAGGUGAUGUCAUCUCAAGAUGUUUCAAAAAGUGUUGUUUUAUCACUCAAAAAUCGAAUGGAAAAACGAUCUAAGAUUUAUUUGUAAUGUAAUAAAAUAUACAACAUAUAAUAGUUAAUAGAAUAAAGCAAGUAAAGCUGCAAAAUUGCUUUAACAAUAUAAUAUUCAAA
Tetranychus urticae (two-spotted spider mite) is the source of this 2018-nucleotide messenger RNA. RefSeq names its product Catalase (gene Cat). NCBI's taxonomy places the organism in Eukaryota, Metazoa, Arthropoda, Arachnida, Trombidiformes, Tetranychidae. The record is from RefSeq and is a predicted model, not a curated record. Gene Ontology annotation, cellular component: peroxisome; mitochondrion; cytoplasm. Gene Ontology annotation, molecular function: heme binding; catalase activity. Gene Ontology annotation, biological process: response to hydrogen peroxide; hydrogen peroxide catabolic process.